Molecule: messenger RNA, 1038 nt
Organism: Prunus armeniaca (apricot)
Lineage: Eukaryota; Viridiplantae; Streptophyta; Magnoliopsida; Rosales; Rosaceae
Source: the annotation of a GenBank genome assembly
AUGAAAUGGGCUAUCGAACUCAGUCAAUAUGACCUCCUAUACUGGCCGAAGACUGCUAUAAAAGCCCAAGCUUUAGCAGAUUUUGUUGUAGAGUUUACUUCGACAGCCGAAGAAGAGAAGAUGGUCACGAAAAGUAAGGAAAAAGCAGACGACACCUCCCCCACCGAUUCAAACCUACCUAACGACAUGUGGCAGUUGCAUGUAGACGGAGCAUCAAAUCACAAAGGAGUGGGAGCAGGAGUAGUCAUAAUCACCCCAGAUGGGACUUUGUUGGAACAAGCUAUCACACUAGGCUUUUCUGCUUCAAACAACGAGGCAGAAUAUGAGGCAUUGCUUGCAGGAUUGCGCCUAGCAAAAGAACUGCGAGUACAUGACCAAACAUCCAACCAGUACCUCGACAAAGUCCAAGGACUUUUGAAAGAAUUCCCUACUUUCACCAUCCAACAAGUUCCACGGGUGGAGAACACUCAUGCAGAUGCAUUGGCUCGCCUAGGAUCAGCACUGGACACCCAGUUCAGACACUCCAUCCCACAAGACCCCAUCAUUGACUACUUAGUGAAUGGAAAUCUACCAACGGAUAAGUCCGAAGCUAGGAAGGUCCAACAGAAAGCCGCGAGAUAUUACAUUCAAGGCCACAAGCUCAUUCGCAGAUCAUACUCUGGCCCUUAUCUCACUUGCAUAAAAUACCCUCAAACACUUGAGGUCUUCUGCAAAAUUCAUGACGGCGAGUGUGGCAACCGCUCUGGGGGCAGGUCGCUCGCCCAGAAGGCUCUAAACGUAGGCUAUUUCUGGCCUACUAUGCGCCAUGACUCCACUGAAUAUGUCAAAAGAUGUGAUCGCUGCCAACGGUACAAACUAGUUCCUAAUCUGCCUGCCGAAAUCUACCAUCCGCAGAACAGUUCGUGGCCUUUCAUGCAAUGGGCCAUCAACUUAGUAGGCCCCAUGCCAACGACACCUGCCAAGAAAGAAAUGAUGAUCGUAACCACUGAUUACUUUACUAAAUGGAUCGAGGCCGAAGCUCUAUCCUCUACUAAAUAA